AUGGACACACAACCCCCACACCCUCGUUCACCUCCUCAUUCUGUACCCGACUGUGAUGUCUACGGGUUCUACGGUCGAAAUGUCCUUCGGGACUUUGACUCGUCGCUCAGAUCCAAACUUCCACCGGGCACUGAUCCUGAGACAGAGCCAAGCAUACCUUCAGAAGAUGAAGAUCCCUCCGGUCAUCGUAUCGGUAUUCUCGGUGCCGGUAUUGGUGGUCUCUACGUCGCUCUUAUUCUCGACUCCUUGGACAUCACAAACUACGAGAUAAUUGAAGCUUCCGAUAGAGUUGGAGGAAGGUUGCUCACGCACCACUUUUCCCGGGAUGAACCGUACGCCUACUAUGACGCUGGAGCAAUGCGCUUCCCUCUGCCGCAGAAGGAUGUCAAUGGAUGCUAUAAGAACGGUGUCAAUCGGCGCCUAGCCAAGCUCAUCGAGUAUGCGCCUGCCAACCACGACGAUUGCCUUCAUCCUCCGCUCAAGUCACAGCUGAUCCCAUAUUACUUCAGUCCCCGUCCUGAUUCAAAACCCGGCAUCCUUUACUACAACGGAACAUAUGCACGUACCACCCAGAAAGUUAAAGACGACGUCGUUAAGCCGUUCACUCGACUUCUCUGGCAGGAUAUUAUCCACGCCAAAGAUAACGGUCCAGGGUGGCAGGAGCUGAUGGCUAAUGACAGAUACUCGAUGCGCGGGUAUAUGUCGUUCAGGUAUCUUCCGAGUGUGUGUCUCAACCUCGUUCCUAACCAUCUCCCUACGAACGUCAUCGAUUACUUCGAAAUGCUGCAAGGGUCGACUUCCUCCUGGGAUGCAGGGUUUACAGAGGGCGUUUUGGGCGAUAUGGCAUUUGCACGCGGGGGUUCUAAUGUUGAUUGGGUGUGUUUUGAUGGAGGAUCAGAGACACUGGCGCUGUACAUUAAGAAUUAUCUUCAACAACGGAGAUAUGGGCGCAUCCGCUUCAAGGAAAGGGUGACAGCUAUAAAACCGCAAGACCCGGACAAGCUGGGCGAGCUUCGCUCUGAGGCCCAUACCUACACGCACGUCUUCUCCACCCUUCCGCUCCCAGUCCUUCGCACGAUCGACUACAACUUCAGGGACCUAAAGUUAAAUGUCCUUCAGCACACCGCUCUGCGCCAGCUGCAAUACGGACCCGCCGUAAAAGUAGCCAUCUGGUUUAAGCAGCCGUGGUGGUACACAGAACUCGGUAUCUUCGGUGGCCAGUCCUUCACUGAUUUACCUAUUCGAAACGUUGUCUAUCCAUCCUACGGCACCGAUUCAGAAACGCCGUCCCCUGUUAUUAUAGCUUCCUAUUCGCGGUCAAGCGAUGCACACAGACUCAGCUCGCUUUCUUGUGGGGAUGAAUACAAGAACCGGGAAGCGCUAGAAGACCUCGUGUUGAGAAAUUUAGCAGAGCUUCACAGCGUCGAUGGAAAACACAUAACGUACGAAUACCUUCGAGAACAGUUCAGGGGCUUGCACGUCAUGGAUUGGAGCCACAACCCCGACGCAAUGGGCGCAUUCGCAAUGUUCUAUCCGGGGAAUUUCAGCCAUACAUACCCCGCAUUGAUCUGCCCAGCAGCGGAUGAUCACCUCUACUUUAGUAGUGAGGCUAUUAGUCCUCAACACGGCUGGGUUGUCGGAGCCCUCAACAGCGCUUGGCGUUCAGUUUACACGUACCUAGUUAAGACUGGGCAGAAAGACAAGCUGAUUGAGUUUAAGAGGUUGUGGGGUGACAACAUGGGGUGGUCUAUACCUACUGGUAAAACACUGGUGAAUGAGCUGUCUUCGGAGAGCCCCUGGUACAAGGCUUGCUACCCCGACGACAACUUAUACGAUCACUUUGAUUUAAUAGAAAAGGCGCAGAGCGGUGGGGAGGUGAAGUUCUGA
Messenger RNA from Coniophora puteana RWD-64-598 SS2, 1887 nucleotides. RefSeq lists its product as uncharacterized. Lineage: Eukaryota; Fungi; Basidiomycota; Agaricomycetes; Boletales; Coniophoraceae. The record is from RefSeq and is a predicted model, not a curated record. Gene Ontology annotation, biological process: amino acid catabolic process. Gene Ontology annotation, molecular function: polyamine oxidase activity; L-amino-acid oxidase activity. Bases 1 to 1887 code for a protein of 628 amino acids. The transcript has 7 exons.